AUGGCGGAUGACCUGAAUGAUGAUGAUUAUUAUCUUCAAGAAGAAGUUGGACCACAGGAAACGGAAGAACCAACGGAGAAAAAAGUGAAAACAAAGAAGAAUCAGAAGAGUUCGACAAUAAAGCGCGCAGUUGGCACAUAUUCUGAUCUAGUUUCUACCAUCCGUAUUCAUUACAAGAAAACGAAAAGUCAGUAUGAACUUGAUGAAGUAAUUUCCAUCUUCAACUCAUCGAUUUCUGCUCCCGUGCCAUCGUCAAUUCAAUUACGUCUUGAUGAAUAUCUGAAUGAGUUGAUUCCCAAGAGUAAAUGGUCAAAACAAUCGGAAUUAUCAUCGGCACCCGUAGUUUUAAUAAUAGCGCAAUCAGCAUUACGUUGUAUUGAAUUAGGCAAGAUGCUCAAGAAUUGUUCUUCUGCAAAACUUUUUACAUUUCAUUAUCUCUUUGCUAAGCACAAAAAGCUUUCGGAGCAAAUUGAAUUGCUCAACAAACCAACGACGCUGUUUAAUAUCAUCAUUGGUACACCGAAACGCGUCGAUGAUGUUCUCGAUGGCAACUGUUUGAAUAUGAAACGAUUGAAAUUCGUUCUGAUCGAUUGGAAUUACCAAAAUAUCAAACAGCAACGUUUAAUUGACUUGAAUCAGUUGAAAACGGAACUUUGUCAUUUGUUAUGUGAACAAAAAAUGGGUGGACCAGCGGAUAUUGAUGGAAAAUCACAUUCGGAAACAGAUAAUUUCCUACCAUGUAAAUUCGUUAUCGAUGGGAUAACCUAUUCAUCAGCAGAAAACUAUUUUCAAUGCGCGAAGACAACGAAUCAAGCUGACAGAGACAUGGUUCUGCGCUCCGGGCCAGGUACAUCGGCUUGGGCUGCUGGUCAGCGCGUGAAAAUUCGUGAUGACUGGGAAUCGAUCAAGGUCGACGCGAUGUACAAAGGCAACCUGGCAAAGUUUCAGCAAAAUGACGAGUUACGACAAGCUUUGCUGAGUUCCGGCAACGGUUCAGUUCGUUUCACUGGUUCAACGGCUUUUUGGAACCAUUGGAACGGGCUAAUUAUGGAAAGAAUUCGUGCUGAAUUACGUCAGAGUGGCGAAACUGAUGCCCGUCAUGCUGCUGAAAUUCGCGACGCCAUGGAGAAAGAUGAUGAAAAGGUAAAUCAAAGUAGUGCUCAGAAUACGCGGCAAAAAAAACACAAAAUGCAUUCACGAUCAGUUUUCAUUCUUUGCACUCUUGCUGUUUUCUUAUUGAUGGUCUCGUCGUCAGUCACCGUCGCUGACGAAAAUCAAGGAAGAAAACUGGCAAAUGCCCCAUGGCUCGGCGCUCCUCAUUUUCAAGAAUUAGCCAAACGUGGCCGAUUUGUUUUCCGUGACGCGCCUCACGCUUAUCAUCAAGAAUUCAAAGCCGAUGAAAUCGAAGACAGUGACGAUCAUCCGGCCAAACGUAAUUGGCGCUUAUAA
Messenger RNA from Adineta ricciae, 1449 nucleotides. The record is from the annotation of a GenBank genome assembly. Lineage: Eukaryota; Metazoa; Rotifera; Eurotatoria; Adinetida; Adinetidae.